Molecule: messenger RNA, 1110 nt
Organism: Eremothecium cymbalariae DBVPG#7215
Lineage: Eukaryota; Fungi; Ascomycota; Saccharomycetes; Saccharomycetales; Saccharomycetaceae
Gene: GLN1
Product: glutamate--ammonia ligase
Exons: 1
Coding region: 1-1110 (369 amino acids)
Cellular component (GO): cytoplasm
Molecular function (GO): glutamine synthetase activity
Source: RefSeq, a predicted model, not a curated record
AUGAGUGAGUUAGUUCAGCAGGCAGCUGUUUUGCAGAAGUAUUUGGAGUUGGACCAGAGGGGGGUUAUUAUUGCGGAGUAUGUUUGGAUUGAUUCCACGGGUAAUUUGCGUUCCAAGGGACGGACUUUGGGGAAGAAGGUGAAUUCUGUGGAUGAGUUACCGGAGUGGAAUUUUGAUGGGUCGUCUACGGGGCAGGCGCCAGGGCAUGAUUCGGAUGUGUAUUUGAAGCCGGUUGCGUUUUAUGCUGAUCCGUUUAGGAAGGGGGACAACAUUAUUGUGUUGUCUGAAUGCUGGAACAACGAUGGGACGCCUAACAAGUUCAAUCACAGACACGAGGCUGCGAAGUUGUUUGAGGCGCACAAGAGCGCGGAUCUAUGGUUUGGGUUGGAGCAGGAGUACACGUUGUUUGACCAGUUCGAUAAUGUUUACGGGUGGCCCAAGGGGGGAUAUCCUGCGCCUCAGGGCCCAUACUACUGUGGAGUUGGUGCUGGGAAGGUGUUUGCUAGGGAUGUGAUCGAGGCGCAUUACCGGGCGUGCCUCUAUGCCGGGGUGCAUAUUUCCGGUAUCAAUGCUGAGGUGAUGCCAUCGCAGUGGGAGUUCCAGGUGGGGCCUUGUACAGACAUCUCCAUGGGGGACGAGCUAUGGAUUGCCAGAUACUUGUUGCACAGAGUUGCUGAGGAGUUUGGCGUCAAGGUUUCGUUCCAUCCAAAGCCCUUGAAGGGAGAUUGGAAUGGUGCCGGUUGUCAUGCUAAUGUCUCUACGAAGGAGAUGAGGGCGCCUGGAGGUAUGAAGUAUAUCGAAGCGGCUAUCGAGAAGUUGUCAAAGAGGCACGUCGAACACAUCAAGUUGUACGGUAGUGACAAUGAACAGAGGUUGACCGGCAGUUUCGAAACGUCGUCGAUGUCUUCCUUCUCCUCUGGUGUCGCGAAUAGAGGUGCAUCCAUCAGAAUUCCAAGAUCCGUUAACAGGGAGGGACGUGGUUACUUUGAGGACCGCAGACCUGCAUCUAACAUUGAUCCGUACUUGGUUACCGGUAUUAUGUGUGAAACUAUAUGUGGCGCCAUAGAGAAUGCCGAUAUGUCUAAAGAAUUUGAAAGAGAAUCCUCUUAA